AUGCAGAUUUUCGUGAAAACCCUCACCGGAAAGACUAUCACUCUUGACGUUGAGUCAGCUGAUACUAUCGACGCCGUCAAGUCAAAAAUUCAGGACAAGGAAGGCAUCCCUCCUGACCAGCAGCGUCUUAUUUUCGCUGGCAAACAGUUGGAAGACGGCCGUACGCUGUCAGAUUAUAACAUCCAGAAGGAGUCCACCCUUCACCUGGUUCUCCGUCUCCGUGGAGGAAUGCAGAUCUUUGUCAAAACCCUCACCGGAAAGACUAUUACCUUGGAGGUGGAAUCUUCUGAUACCAUCGAUAAUGUAAAGAGCAAAAUCCAAGAUAAAGAAGGCAUCCCCCCAGACCAGCAACGCCUGAUCUUCGCUGGAAAGCAACUUGAGGAUGGCCGCACCUUGUCCGAUUAUAACAUCCAAAAGGAAUCGACCCUCCAUCUCGUCCUUCGUCUGCGUGGUGGAAUGCAAAUCUUCGUUAAGACUCUGACCGGUAAAACCAUCACCCUGGAAGUGGAAAACUCAGAUACCAUCGACAACGUGAAAAGCAAAAUCCAAGAUAAAGAAGGUAUCCCACCAGAUCAGCAACGGCUCAUCUUUGCCGGAAAGCAACUUGAGGACGGCCGAACACUCUCGGAUUACAAUAUCCAAAAAGAAUCCACACUUCACCUCGUCCUCCGACUUCGUGGCGGUAUGCAGAUCUUCGUGAAAACUCUUACCGGAAAAACCAUCACACUAGAAGUUGAGAGUUCCGACACCAUCGACAACGUGAAGAGCAAAAUCCAAGAUAAAGAGGGUAUCCCACCAGACCAGCAGCGCCUUAUCUUUGCUGGUAAACAGCUGGAAGAUGGCCGAACCCUUUCCGACUAUAACAUUCAAAAGGAAAGCACUCUCCAUUUGGUGUUGAGAUUGCGGGGUGGCCACUAA
Messenger RNA from Histoplasma mississippiense, 918 nucleotides. Its product is annotated as polyubiquitin. The transcript has 3 exons. Gene Ontology annotation, biological process: modification-dependent protein catabolic process; protein ubiquitination. Gene Ontology annotation, cellular component: nucleus; cytoplasm. The record is from RefSeq and is a predicted model, not a curated record. Bases 1 to 918 code for a protein of 305 amino acids. Gene Ontology annotation, molecular function: protein tag activity; ubiquitin protein ligase binding. NCBI's taxonomy places the organism in Eukaryota, Fungi, Ascomycota, Eurotiomycetes, Onygenales, Ajellomycetaceae.